AUGUUCGGUCAGAACAAGUCAUUCGGUUCUUCGAGUUUUGGAUCCAGUAGCGGGAGUGGGCUCUUCGGGCAAAAUAAUCAAAACAAAGGCCUGUUCGGACAAAAUGCAAACCAGCAAACCACCUCCUCUAGUUUAUUCGGAAAUGCACAGAAGCCCGCAGGCUCACUUUUCGGCAAUACUACAAACAACACAUCUAAUCUUUUCGGCUCUCCACAAACGCAAAGCAACCAAAGUUCACUAUUUGGAGCCCAGAGCAAUGCCAACAGAUCUCUAUUCGGAGCUUCAACGACUACAACACAAAAUAGUAGCUCUUUGUUCGGUGGCAAUACAGCUGGAAAUGCAGGAACUUCGAGUAUUUUUGGUUCCAGCAACAACACAUCAGGUGGAGGUCUUUUUGGAGCUACAGGAUCAGCUAUGACAGGUACAACAGUCAAGUUCGAUCCACCGAUCGCUUCGGAUACUAUGAUGCGGAACGGAACAACUCAAAACAUUUCCACAAAACACAUGUGCAUCUCCGCAAUGAAUAAGUAUAUCGACAAGAGUAUGGAUGAGUUGAGAGUGGAGGACUACAUGGCCAACCGAAAAGCUCCGGCAGCAGGAACCACGACAACUGGUAACAAUUUAUUCGGUGGUUCCAACACAACCACAAAUCAAACUGGUGGUGGGCUGUUCGGAAACAACACCCAACAAAAGACUGGCCUGUUCGGAUCAACGUCUACUGCAUCUCCGUUUGGUGCAAAUAACAACGCCACAACAACUGGAUCAGGACUUUUCGGAAGUAACGCGAACACUUCUGCAGCUAGUAACUCGUUGUUCGGAAGCAAGCCAGCUACAAAUUCUCUUUUCGGGAACAACAACACAGGAGGAUCGACAUUUGGUCAAACCACAGGAUCGUCUUUGUUCGGGAAUCAGCAGCAACAGGGAGCAUCCACUUCUUUAUUCGGCCAGCCUCAGCAACAGCAACCAGCCGGAGGAUCGCUCUUCGGCAACUCUAAUACAACAACCGGCAGUGGUCUUUUCGGGCAGAACACGCAGCAACAACAAGCAAGUGGAUUCAACUUCGGCGGCAAUAAUACGGUAAGUGUUUCUUUUUCUAAAUAUCUAAAAAUAUUCGAUUGUUUAGCAGACUACAAACAAUGCUUUCGGCCAACCCGCUGGUACCGGAGGAAGUUUAUUCGGAAACACAGCAACGAAUACCACUGGUGGUUCCUUGUUUGGAUCAAAACCAGCCACAAGCACGGGAUUCAACUUUGGCGGCAGUCAACCAACUACUACGAAUGCAUUUGGUUCCACGAACAACACUGGUGGUGGUCUUUUCGGAAACAAUGCUGCCAAGCCAGGAGGCCUUUUCGGUUCAACUACUACUGGCACUACUGGAGGUGGUCUUUUCGGCUCGCAACCUCAAGCCACAUCGGGAGGACUUUUCGGUUCAAACGCCCAAACCACGCAGCCAUUAAACACUGGAUUUGGAAAUUCGUUGUUCAACAACAAGUUGCACCAAUUCCUGUAAUUGGAGUUACAGCUGAUGUUUUGCAAAUGCAAGCAAACAUGAAGUCAUUGCAGUCACAGUUGACUUAUGCACCAUAUGGAGAUUCUUCGCUUCUCAAGUACAAUAACAGUGAAACAAACGCAAAAGACUCCCCAAUGAGCGCCCAACAACGCCAACUCCGUCUUCUUGCAGCCAAGAAAGGAUCUCUUCUGUCUCCAAGUCAAGAGUCGUCAUUCAUCGUUCCUCCUAUCAGCAAGGUCAUGAGUGAUUUAUCUCCAGCACUAUCCAGAACUUCUGAGGUGACGAAGGAUCUUAAUUAUACUUCGAAAGAAGCUCCACCUUCUCUUGGAAGAGGGCUCAGAAAUAGUACAUUCAAUCCAAAUCACUCUGUGGCCAACCAGAGUGUCCAUGAGUCCAGUGCUCUCAACAGAACUAUCGAUUCUACACUGGAUGCAUCCAUUAAUGGAACUGGAAACCGGCUGGGAAUUCGAGGAUCGACUAGGAAGUCAAAUUUGAAGCAACUGGAUUUGUCCGUUCUCGGUGAUUCGUCCAGAAACGGAUCCAUCGGAAGAGAUUCCCGUGUCGCAGACCCUGAUGCAUUGCCAAGAAUCUCUGAAAACGAUAGAAGAAGUGACAUCGUCACAUCAACCCCAUCUGUUGAUCCAGUGCAAGCUGUCAUGCAACGUCAUCAGGAUAGAAACAGAGAUCCACCAUCGUUGAAUCUGGAUACAACUUGCGAUGAGCACACUGGUUUGGAACCAGUUUCCACGGCAAGCUCUGCUACUUCUGUUGUUUCAACACCAUCAGAGGAAAACUCAACCGACAACGCCGCAGCUGGAGUGAAACUCAGCAAACCAGAUUAUUUUUCACUUCCAACUAUCAACGAGAUGAAGUCAAUGGUGAAGAAUGGACGUGUUGUUCUAGAAGAUGGAUUGACCAUCGGAAGAUCAUCGUAUGGAAGUGUCUACUGGCCCGGCAAGCUGGAACUCAAAGAUCUUGUUCUUGACGAGAUCGUCGUGUUCCGUCAUCGCGAAGUUACUGUUUAUCCGAAUGAAGAGAAGAAACCCGAUGAAGGCCAAGAAUUGAAUAGACCAGCCGAAGUGACAUUGGAAAGAAUCUGGUAUACGGACAAGAAAACUAAAAAGGAGGUUCGUGAUGUUGUGAAACUAGCUGAAGUUGGAUGGAGAGAACAUCUCGAAAGACAAACGAUUCGCAUGGGAGCAUCGUUCAAGGACUAUCGUGCAGAGACUGGAAGCUGGGUGUUCCGAGUGGAACACUUCAGUAAAUAUGGUUUGGCUGAUGAUGAUGACGAACCGAUGGAAGUCGCCCCUCCACAAGGGCAAAAGGCUGCUCCACUUCAAACUCUCGACAUGAACACCUCUGUAAGAGACGUCAACAAUCAAGUGCAAAGAAAGAAAAUUCAUCUGACACCGGAUGCUGCUCAACAACGAGAGACUGUUCUUGAAAUUGUGCCAGCUCCUGUUCCAUUGGGAGACGUUGUUACCAUUGUCCGCCGCAGAAAUGUUCCUGGACUCGGUGGUGGUGGUGUUGAUAUCGGUCGUGAAGAGAACAACAUUUCAACUAUGGCAAAUGAGUUCGAGGAUGAUGAGUCGUUGACUCUAGAAGAAGGUCAACAGCCAGAGAAGAAGCCGAAACUCGAGUUGCUAAACGAUUUGGAAUACGAGAGUAGUCGAUUCAUUCGUAACAUGCAAGAGCUCAAAGUGAUGCCAAAACCAAAAGAACCAGCACAUCGAUUCAAUGGAGGUGCUCGUGAAACCAAAAUGAUUGGAUAUGGAAAAAGUAAAUUGAUAGAUCUAGCUGUUGUGAAAGGAAGAAAUUCUCGAAUUGGCUGGAGUGAGACUGGAAGUCUUGUUUGGUCUUCCCAGCCGAUUCACAACGAAAUUCUCUUCGGAACGAUUGAUAGAGCGUCUGAUGUUAAUGAGGAUACAUUGAUCUCGAUGCUCGACGUCAAUAUUGAUCAUGCAGAGACCUCCCGAAAAGGACCUUCCUCUCAAUCUUCCGAAGCUACUGUCUCCGCGCUCACUUCCACAUUCGCCACCUACACUGACACCUACUCUCAAAUGUUCAGACAAUACAUUGAUAUUGCUCAAUCCGGUGGAUACGAUGGGCAUGUAUCUGUUUGGAAGCUUCUUCUGGCAUUAUUCCCAGCUGAACGUCAAGAAGGAUGGUCUUUCGAACGAGGAGAGCAGAUUUCGGAGUGGCUCAAGAAUGAGGCUAUUAAGAAUGCUCCAGAAGAGAGAGGUGUUUCUCGUGAUUCCCCAUCGACUGCUGUAUGGAAUCAGAUUUGUGUUGGAGACGUGGAGAAGGCGUUCCAUUUAGCAAUUGACACCAAUCAACCUCAACUGGCCUCAAUUCUUCAAUCCUCUAUUGUCUGCCCGGAGGCCACCAUUCAUUGUUUCAAGGCACAAAUCGAGAACUGGAAGAAGUGUGAUAUCCUUCAUUUGAUUCCAAAAUCAACUCUCAAAUGCUACAUCUUGAUGGCUGGAUUAUCCCAUUAUCAAUGGACUCACGAAGGACAAUCCCAUUCAAUCAACUGUAUGGAGGGUCUCAGCUGGGUUCAAGCUCUCGGUCUUCAUGUAUGGUAUCUCCGCCAAUGGGGUGGACUCGAGGAGGCAUAUGAUGCUUAUCAGAAGGACGUCAACGCCGAACGCGCAGCGUCAAAUCGUGGUGAUCUGUAUGGAGAGCUCAUCAAGUUGGCUUGUGAAUCUCAACACUCUGUGGAAGUCGUUCUUGACUGUGCUGCUGGAGAAAACCCACACGAUCAUUUCCUUCAAUGGCACGUCUGGAGUGUUCUUCAUUCUGUUGGCUUUAGAACAAUGUCGAAAACGGCGGAAACUCGAGUUCAUAGAGGCUACGCUGCACAAUUGGAAGCUUUGAAGCUGAAUAACUAUGCCAUGUUCAUUCUUCAGCAUAUCGAGGACGACGAAGAACGAGCAACGGCAGUUCGUUCUCUUCUGAAUCGCUUUGGCUGCUUUGGCGUCAACUACCCCUUUGAAGGAAUCUCGGGACAGUUCGAUAUUCCACCCGAGUGGAUUGCAGAGGCUCAAUUCUCAAUCGCCAAGGCAGAUAACGAUGCCACCCAGCUCUUCGAAUUGGCUGUUGCUGCCAAAAACUAUAUGGAGAUGCGACGAUUGUUCGUUGAUGAAAUCGCACCAACCGCUGUAGUAGCUGGUGAUCACGAAGCUCUGAAAUCGGCGUGUAUACUGCUUCAUCCUUUCGAAAAUCAGAUUCCGGAAUGGGGAGCGACUGGAAUGGUGUACAUGGACUACUGUCGCCUAGUUGAUUUGAUCGAGAAUGAUGUGGACGAACAACACAUGCAAGAAACACUGGAAAGCCUUGAAACCCGACUUCAUGCGCCUACAUUCAGCAAAAACACUAUUCAAAAACUGUCUCUACAAACAAUCGGACGUCUUCUCUUUGAAUACCGUGCCGACAAGAACACCCUUCCAGAAUGGACAAAACUUCUCGGACAUCGUCAACUAUUCAAAAUUUUCCGCGAUCGUUCCUCGUGGGGCAUCGAGCGCUUCACCAUUGACUUUGAUUAG
Caenorhabditis briggsae is the source of this 5055-nucleotide messenger RNA. It is a transcript of the gene Cbr-npp-10, whose product is annotated as Protein CBR-NPP-10. The record is from RefSeq and is a predicted model, not a curated record. Gene Ontology annotation, molecular function: structural constituent of nuclear pore. Gene Ontology annotation, cellular component: nuclear pore cytoplasmic filaments; nuclear pore. Lineage: Eukaryota; Metazoa; Nematoda; Chromadorea; Rhabditida; Rhabditidae. Bases 1 to 5055 code for a protein of 1684 amino acids. The transcript is spliced from 10 exons. Gene Ontology annotation, biological process: protein import into nucleus; post-transcriptional tethering of RNA polymerase II gene DNA at nuclear periphery; RNA export from nucleus.